CCAAUGAUUUUUAGUUUCAGUUUGAUGGUUGCGUCUAAGCUUAGCAACAUGACGCCCACUUACCUAGUCGUUAAGUAAAAUUGGUUACCGGUUUCGAAUCUAUGGAUCAAUAUAACGCAGGGUACCACAGAGGAAGUUCGUUUGAAAUCGAGGCUUGUCGAGAAGGAAAUAUGGACACCGCUUACCUAAAACAAACCCUUGGUGACUCCCUAUCAAGAUGUCUGUCAGAGGUUUCUGAAAAAAGACCGAGAGAUCCUAUAGAAUAUAUUUCUCAGUGGCUCUACAAAUAUGUUGAAAAUCAAAACAACAUCACACAGAAAAAAGCUGAAGUGGAGGAGCUUGAACAACAGAGGAAGGAUUAUGAGCGUGAUCAGGUCCUGCGAGAAAAGAGACGGGAGGAGGCCAAGAGAAUAGCUGAGAAGGAAGCAGAGAAGAAAAGGUUAGAGGAAGAGCGUGCGAAGAAGGAGACAACAUCGCCCACCAAGCUCCCAGUGGUGAUGGAGGCACAGGAACCAUCAGAGGAAGCGAAGGCAGAGGCAGAAAGGGCUGCAGAACAGCAGGCAGCGGAAGAGAAGGCAGCGGCGGGUGGAGAGGAGACAGAGGGGACCAAGCCGCCAUCUGAGGAGCCCAAGCCAGAGGACCCACCCACACAGGAACCUGAAGGUCAGGAACCAGCCCCAGAUGCUGGCCAGGAACCAGCCACAGAGCCGCCCGCAGAGGAUGCCUCAUAGUUACUUCCCCUGCGUGUGAACUCUCCUCCAACCCCUGUGUCAUUUAUUUAAUUUUUUGUCAUUUAAAAUAUGCAUUCUAAAUUUAUAACUCAAUAAAUAUUGAAAUGAAAAACUGUAUAUGAAAACUUUAUUUAAGUAAAUUAUUUAUGCUCCAAUUUAUAACUGAAAUACAUUUGUAUUAUAAGCCAUCCAUGUGACUGUGAUUUUUGUUGUUUUUUUCAUUAUAGUUUUAUACAUUACAUAUGUUUGCAAGAUAACAUACUUGACAAUCAAAACUAGUUAAAACAGUAUUCUUAGAUUUAUACAAAAAUGUAGAUACCUCUUUUUACAUGUUUUAGUCAAUCAGCACUCAGUGUGGUUUUAAUUGUUGGUGCUUAUACAAUCAGAUGUUUUUUUUUCUUGCCAUGAAAUUCAUUCUGGUCAAAUUGUUAGGUAGGUUAAUCUAGAGUAGACUAAAUAAUUGAAUGUGCCAUCACAUUAAAGGCAUCCAAGCCCAAGUACAAAUUCUACAUUUUUGUAUUGAAAAAUCCCUAAUUCUUAGCUUGUUAUAUGGCAAAAACUUGGCAGAUUCCGAAUUUGAUUUUUGUAUUUUUGGAAUAUUUCAUACAUUCCAUUGCAAAGGAAUCGUUUUUGAUUGGAGUUGGCUGCCUUUAAGAGAUUUUACUAAUAAUAAACAAAAUCUUGAACUUAACCUUUUAAUGUUUAAACAAAAAUACUAUGUUAUAAUGUAAAAAUAACUUUCUCAAACAUUAAACCUAUUACUACGAUGUAAAUUUAUUUGAAAUGUUUAUUAUAGAAUGCAACUUUUUAUUCAGUUAAGUUAUACAUUUUUUGUUGAAAUUUCCUCCUUUAGAAUUACUACUGGGUAUGUCAUGUAAAAUGAUUAGAUUUUAUGGUUUUCUUGUUAGAUGAUGAUUUAUUUAAUGGUCAAAUGAAUAAUUGGUCUUGUCAAUUUUCUCUUGACAUGGAUAUGUUUUACAUGAAAAUGUUAAUCCUCAAUUCAUUUACGUAUUACUCCACAGUAAUCAAACAUUUGUUGAUUUUAAAAUGAUACUUAUUGAAUGAAAAAUAAACUGUUGU
This is a messenger RNA of Mya arenaria, 1811 nucleotides long. RefSeq lists its product as uncharacterized. The transcript is spliced from 5 exons. Bases 102 to 731 code for a protein of 209 amino acids. NCBI's taxonomy places the organism in Eukaryota, Metazoa, Mollusca, Bivalvia, Myida, Myidae. Gene Ontology annotation, cellular component: Set1C/COMPASS complex. The record is from RefSeq and is a predicted model, not a curated record.